Molecule: messenger RNA, 1665 nt
Organism: Entrophospora sp. SA101
Lineage: Eukaryota; Fungi; Glomeromycota; Glomeromycetes; Entrophosporales; Entrophosporaceae
Source: the annotation of a GenBank genome assembly
AUGUACAAUUUGAUCAGGAAAAAUUCUUCCAUUACAAAUUCAGCCUUGCUUUUAUCUACAAAUGGUAGAAAGGAAUAUGAAAAUUAUGAAAAUAUUCAAUUUAUUGUACAUAAUUUAAUAAAGUUUUUUGAAAGUCCAGAAAGUUGCAAAUGUUCUGAAGAAGAAAAAGAUAUUAGAACUUGCUUUGAAAGAAUUGGAUUUAAAAAGUUUUUUGAAAGACAUUUUCAAAUUAUUAAUCUAAACAGCAAAGAAUUAGAUUUGUUUUUAAAAGCACAACUUUUAGCAAUGGAAAUAGAGAAUAAAAAUUAUAAAAAAUCUUCUGAAAAGAUCCAACAAAGGAUAAACUAUAGAUAUUGUUUUAAUUCAACCUAUGCUCUUUGUAAAACAGCAUUUUUAAAGCUAUACAAUAUAAGGCUUAGCCCCGAGUUUGUAGGAAAUUUCUUGGAGAAUCUUACAAAAAUUUAUAAACAUGGUAAAACAUUUUUGACUUUGAGUGAAGAAAAGGAAAAUUUAUCAAAGGAAAUCUUGCAAAUCAGAAACGAAUAUAAUAUUAUAAUUAAAGAGAAGGAUAAAACAAUUUCUGAAAAUAAAAGAAUUAUAAAAGAGCUUGCUGUUAGUAAUUUACAACUAUCAACCAAAAAUAGUGAUUUGCUUUCAAAUAUUAAUAACACCACUCGUAAUUUAGAUGAAGUCAAAGAGGAACUACUAAAACAAAAUGCUAAAAAUGAGGAAUUAACUGAAACCAAUCUUAAUUAUGUAGUUCAGUUAAAUACAAUAAAAAGCUUUUUUGCCAAUCUUAAUGGUCGUAUUACUGAAUUAGAAUCACAAAAUAUAGCCAGAUACAAUAAUACUGACAACAACAAUAAAGAACACGAAUUUAUUACUUGUAGUAAGCAACUACUUAAUCAACAUAUAAGUCAAUACAGAAAAAUUAUAAAUCAACAAAAACAAAAUGAAAUUGACAAAUUAUCAGGUGAAAUUAUAAAAUAUUUCAUAAAAGUAUUUCAUUUCACACCUUUGGAAGAUUUGGAUGAUCUUGAACUUUGUUGGGUUCUUAAUGAAUCAAAAAUUGAUCCAGAAUUUAUGGAGGGCCAGUGGGAGUAUGAUAAAGUCGAUGAUUAUGUGGUAGAAAUUUGUAGAUUUCCCUUAAUUAGAACUCCCAAGAAAAUAUAUUCACUUGCAGAAGUAUUUGUUGGCACACUUGAUAAUUCCAAUACAAGAACUAAAUCUGACAUGUCACUUGAAAUCAUAAAAUUGAGAAAGAGAAACUCGAAAAGUUAUGACAAAGAAAAUAUAAAUAUAAACAAUAAAAAUUGGAAAGAUGAACUAAAAAUUUAUAAUAAAAAAACAUUGAAAUUAGAAAAAAGAACAGGAAAUUUAGAAAAAAAAUAUAUGGGUAGAGAUCAUACACAAAAUAACAUUUAUGCUUUGACAGGAUGUGAUGAUAUACUUUGUGAAGUUUAUAAUAAUAAUACUGUGAAUUUAACAAGGAGACAAGAAAUCAAUGAAACAUUCACCAUCUCCACCAUAAGUUCUACAAAAAUGCAGAAAUUAAUUGAAAUAUAUGAUAUUGUAAUAAUGGUGGAAGAUAUACCAUUCAAUGAUAUUUCAACCAUUGGUCCUGAUCCUAAGAAAUUUUCAUGGAGUGACCGCACAGAGGAAUAG